This is a messenger RNA of Theobroma cacao (cacao), 474 nucleotides long. The record is from RefSeq and is a predicted model, not a curated record. NCBI's taxonomy places the organism in Eukaryota, Viridiplantae, Streptophyta, Magnoliopsida, Malvales, Malvaceae.
AUGGCUCUUAGAAGCAAAGGCAGGAGCUGGUUCAAAUAUUUCCAAUAUGAUGAAGGCAGAGACUCGCCAAGCGACGUCCGAAAUAUUCUCCUGAUAGUUGCCACCCUCAUAGCGGCCGUGACCUUCCAAGCUGGGGUCAAUCCUCCCGGUGGGGUAUGGCAAGAUAAUGGCAAUGGACAUUAUGCAGGUAGAGCCAUUUAUGCAUCUCAAACAGUACCCUUCUACGUUUUCUUGAUCUCGAACACCCUCGCUCUUUCCGCCUCAGUACUUGUCAUCAUCUCUCUCACCUACAGGUUCCCCUUCCAUCUCGAAGUCAUCGUUGCCACGAUCUCGAUGAUCGUGACUUAUGCUUCUGCGGUUUUUGCUGUUACUCCACGUGAGUUCUUGAAGUUUCGUUAUGUCAUGGCUGCAGCUGCAGUCCCUUUUGCAAUUCGGUGUUUGAUUCAGAUGUUCAAUAAGUUUAGGAAGGAAUAG